This is a messenger RNA of Priapulus caudatus, 884 nucleotides long. Its product is annotated as sphingomyelin phosphodiesterase-like. The coding region runs from base 1 to 846 and encodes 281 amino acids. The transcript has 6 exons. NCBI's taxonomy places the organism in Eukaryota, Metazoa, Priapulida, Priapulimorpha, Priapulimorphida, Priapulidae. The record is from RefSeq and is a predicted model, not a curated record. Gene Ontology annotation, molecular function: acid sphingomyelin phosphodiesterase activity. Gene Ontology annotation, cellular component: lysosome. Gene Ontology annotation, biological process: ceramide biosynthetic process; sphingomyelin catabolic process.
AUGGGAACCGGUGGAAAACAUUCCCGAGUUGUUACGUCGAAACCCGGAUCUGAGGGUGCGGGAAAAUGGGGCGACUAUAGAAACUGUGACCUACCGAUGUGGACAUUGCAAAAUGCGCUGGAGCACAUCUCUAAGCAUGAAAAGUUUGACUACAUUAUGUGGACAGGGGACCAACCACCGCAUGAUGUCUGGAUGCAGACACAUGAGAGUCAGUUAGCUAUCAUCCGUAAUGUAACUGAGCUGAUGCUGCAGUACUUCCCUGGAAAACCCUUCUUGCCUGCACUUGGAAAUCACGAAGGAAACCCAAUGAACAGUUUCCUUCCAGACUACGUCACUGGAAACGAUUCCAUGGCUUGGCUGUAUGACGUUCUGGCAGAGACAUGGACAGCCAGUUGGCUUCCUAGCAGUGUCAAAACCUCUGUCAAACAUGGCGCCUACUAUUCCGUUCAGCUGAGCAAGAAACUUAGGCUGCUAUCACUGAAUAUGAACUACUGCUAUGCCUUGGACUGCCCCCUGGUCCAUAUUAUCGGCCACAUUCCACCAGGAACUAAUGACUGCUUAAAAGCGUGGAGUAACAACUACUAUAAGAUAAUCAACAAGUACGAGAGCACGGUGAGGGCUCAGUUCUUCGGACACACGCACCGCGACCACUUCCAGCUGUUCUACGACGACGCGGCGGCGGAGGACCAGCCGCGGCGCGCCACCGCCGUCGCCUACAUCGCUCCGUCGCUGACACCCUACACUCAGAUGAACAUCGGCUACCGCGUCUACACACUAGAUGGCGCUCACGCGGCGAGCUCGCACAUCGUGCUCGACCAUUCGACUCGACGUCGCCACAUUCAGUGAGCUGAACCGCAGCGCCGGUGGCGACGUCGAGUGGCAGC